UAUGGGCGGAUGGAAGGGGCCGGGGCAGCGCCGGGCAAGGGAAGGGCCGGAGCAGCGGCGGCAGGCGGCCGAGAGGGGCGGCGGCGGCGGGCUUCCCGCGCCGCGGAGCCCGGCCCGAGAGCGCCUUCCACCCUCCUGCCUCCUGCUCCCGCCGCCCCGGGGCGCCGCCAUGACGCCUGAUCUGCUCAACUUCAAGAAAGGAUGGAUGUCGAUCCUGGACGAGCCAGGAGAGUGGAAGAAGCACUGGUUCGUGUUGACCGAUUCAAGCCUCAAGUACUACAGGGACUCCACGGCCGAGGAGGCGGACGAGCUGGAUGGCGAGAUCGACCUGCGCUCCUGCACGGAUGUCACUGAAUUCGCGGUGCAGCGAAACUACGGCUUCCAGAUCCACACUAAGGAUGCUGUCUAUACCUUGUCGGCCAUGACCUCGGGCAUCCGGAGGAACUGGAUCGAAGCUCUGAGGAAGACCGUGCGCCCAACCUCAGCCCCAGACGUCACCAAGCUCUCGGACAGCAAUAAGGAGAACACGCUGCAUGGCCAUGGCACCCAGAAGGGCUCCCUGAAGGCGGGGGAGCCGCGCGUGGGCUCCGAGGUCAUCAGCCGGGGCGGCGGCCUGCGGAAGGCAGAUGGGCAGCGGCCAUCCCUGGACUAUGUGGAGCUCUCCCCGCUGACGCAGGGCUCCCCGCAGCGGGCCCGUACCCCGGCCCGCACUCUUGACCGUCCAGCCAAGCAGGAGGAGCUGGAGCGGGACCUUGCUCAGCGCUCUGAGGAGCGACGCAAGUGGUUCGAGGCCACAGACAGCAGGGCGACAGAGACACCGGCCGGUGAGGCGCCGCGCCGCAGCCUGGGCGCCCCUUUGACUGAGGACCAGCAGAGCCGGCUCAGCGAGGAGAUCGAGAAGAAGUGGCAGGAGCUGGAGAAGCUGCCCCUGCGGGAGAACAAGCGGGUGCCUCUGACCGCCCUGCUGAACCAAAGCCGUGGGGAGCGCCGGGGGCCCCCGAGUGACAGCCACGAGGCACUGGAGAAGGAGGUCCAGUCUCUACGUGCCCAGCUGGAGGUGUGGCGUCUCCAAGGGGAGGCCCCUCAGGGUGCACCCAGAUCCCAGGAGGACGGCCACGUCCCCCCAGGCUACAUCUCACAGGAGGCGUGUGAGCGCAGCCUGGCCGAGAUGGAGUCCUCGCACCAGCAGGCGAUGGAGGAGCUGCAGCGGCACCAUGAGCGCGAGCUGCGGCGGCUGCAGCAGGAGAAGGAGUGGCUCCUGGCCGAGGAGACGGCAGCCACAGCCUCAGCCAUCGAAGCCAUGAAAAAGGCCUACCAGGAGGAGCUGAGCCGGGAGCUGAGCAAGACACGGAGUCUCCAGCAGGGCCCGGACGGCCUCCGGAAGCAGCACCAGUCAGACGUGGAGGCGCUGAAGCGGGAGCUGCAGGUGCUGUCGGAGCAGUACUCGCAGAAGUGCCUGGAGAUCGGGGCCCUGACGCGGCAGGCGGAGGAGCGUGAGCACACGCUGCGGCGCUGCCAGCAGGAGGGCCAGGAGCUGCUGCGCCACAACCAGGAGCUGCACACCCGCCUGUCAGAGGAGAUCGACCGGCUGCGCGGCUUCAUCGCCUCGCAGGGCACAGGCAGUGGCUGUGGGCGCGGCAGCGAGCGGAGCUCCUGUGAGCUGGAGGUGCUGCUGCGAGUGAAGGAGAACGAACUUCAGUACCUGAAGAAGGAGGUGCAAUGCCUCCGGGACGAGCUCCAGAUGAUGCAGAAGGACAAGCGCUUCACCUCGGGAAAGUACCAGGACGUGUACGUGGAGCUGAACCACAUCAAGACACGGUCAGAGCGGGAGAUCGAGCAGCUGAAGGAGCACCUGCGCCUCGCCAUGGCUGCCUUGCAGGAAAAGGAGGCUGUGCGCAACAGCCUGGCCGAGUAGAGGUCCUCGUGGUCCAGCCCCGCUGCAGACCCCCCGCCCAAGGGGACCAGUCGCCCUCCUUCCCUACUGGAUGGAAGUCAGAAGCCAAGCUUUCUCCCCACCCUCUGUGGGCCGCACGUACACACACACACACACACACACACACACACACACAGGCGCACACACACACACACACUCUGCGUAUCUGAGCGCGCCCCUCGCACUGGGUCUUAUCUUGCACCUUCUUCAGGAUUUUAUAUGUGAAGAGAUUUUUAUAUAGAAUUUUUUCCCCAAAACACUUUAUACCUUUUAAAAAGCAGUACCUGGUGGCCGUGUGCCUCCACACUGGCCUGGGCUCUGUCUACAGCCACCUGCCUGGGCUUCUGGGCCUGUGGCCCUGCCCGGGGUCUGGUGGGGGCCCAGCAGCGGCCAUGGCAGGGUGGACUCUGUGGGAGAGGCAGGGGGCCAGCCACCCUACCUCCCACUAACUACUUCCUGCCCUGGGGGACCCACACCCUGGGGCUCUGGCGGAGGGACAGAUGGACAGAGGGAGCCAGCAGCUGUCCCCAGGCCGUACCUCCUCCUCUGGAGGUGCUGGGCGUGGAAGCGCUGGAGCCACCCCGUGAAGGUGUCUCUCCUCUGCUCCAUGAGCCUUCUUAACUUAAUAAAAUGUUCCGGCA
This is a messenger RNA of Equus caballus (horse), 2574 nucleotides long. Lineage: Eukaryota; Metazoa; Chordata; Mammalia; Perissodactyla; Equidae. The record is from RefSeq and is a predicted model, not a curated record.